AUGCAAUUGACAAGCUCUGUUAUUGCCGCUCUUGGCUUUGCCAUCACUGCAGCGGCUGAUGUCAUCUGCUUCCCCCAACCUAGUCAGAAUAUCACUCUUCCUCAAUCUAUUCUUGACCUCGAUACUUCGGUGAAGCUCAAUUGGGCUACUACUCUAUGCGACCAGCUUACUUUCCCAGCUGAUGGAGUGGAAACCGCCUUGACUCCCCUUGAAGAUGGCAUUGAAGCCCCAGAAGAUGGACAUAUCUACGGUGUGGAACUAAAUGUCCAGGAGAUUCGGACUCUAGACAACUGCAUUGUUAAUGCAAAAUCUAUUUUCAGCGGCGCCUGCCCAGGUGGAGCUCUCUUGACUCUCGCUGGCCCUCUCACACAGUUUGCAAUUAUUGCCAAGCUCAACUAA
Molecule: messenger RNA, 399 nt
Organism: Trichoderma breve
Lineage: Eukaryota; Fungi; Ascomycota; Sordariomycetes; Hypocreales; Hypocreaceae
Exons: 3
Coding region: 1-399 (132 amino acids)
Source: RefSeq, a predicted model, not a curated record